AUGGGAUCUAUUUGUUCAAGCGAUUAACACGUGGUAUAAGAAAUCCCAACAUCGAUUAGGUAAGCCAAAAAUUGAUAUUUGAAGAGCGGUAGAAAAGAAUGAGCCUUAAUUUAUUAGAAAUGAUAAGUUAAAUGACAGAUAAGAAUACGAAUGUGCAAUUUGGUGCCCAUUUUUAUUUAAGUGGUAGAAGAGAAAACUGUAAAUAAAAUUAACUACAGAUGAUGAAUUUCAUUGUCUUCUGAAUGGAAAAUCUGUAACCCUGUAAAUUAUUAGAAUAAAAUUUGAAAUAGAAAUGAAGUAAGAGAAUUUUAAGCAAGUCCUCAGGUCUUUCGUAAACUAGAAUAGUUGAAAUAUUUUGAAUAUUGGGGAAACGGCAGACAGAAACUUAAAAAGGUGUAAUAGUUUGCUGUUAAUUGGAGAUUACAAAAACUUAUAGAAAUAGGUGGGUGCUACACUGAAAAUGAAUUAAAAGUAGGAUUUUGGAAAGAGUUAAAUUAAAACUAUUGGACGUAAUUAAUGUUCAAUUUUAACAAUUAGCAAAAUUUAAAUUUUUGAAGUUGGAUAGUAUUUCAACAAUCUAAGGGUCGGAAGAUGGGGUUUAAUCAUGAAUGAUUAGAGAAUGUAUAGAAACUACAGUAAUUAUUUAGCGGUGGUGGAUAAUACAAUUAAAGUGGCUAAAAGCAUGGUAAAUGGAGAGAGAUAAAUGAUGAGUCCACAGAGUAAUAAAAAAUCAAUAAUUAGCCAAUUUCUAAUAAUUUAGGAUGGGGAAUACUAAAAUGGUAAAAGAGUAGGGAUAUGGGAGAUAUUGCUUAGGACGCAUGAAUCAAACUAAUUUAAAAAAAUGUAAAUCAUAAAUAUUUUAUUUAACUUUAGUGCAGGUGGGUAGUAUGUAGAUAAUGGGGAAAUAGAUUCGAUAAAAAAUGGAAAGUGGUUUGAACUGGGUGCGGGAUUUUCGUAUUAUUCUUAGUGCAUUCUUGAUGGUUCAUAUAAAAAGGGGAAAAAAAUGGGUUAAUGGAAUCUAAUUUAUGGGAAAAUGUUAAUGUAAUAUUCCAUGAUUAUUUAAUCAUCUUUAGUGGUGGUGGAAAGUACGACGAGGUUAAUGGAUUAUGUGAAAUUAAGAAUGGAAGGUGGAUUGAGUAAAUAGAAGAGUAUAAUUUCGAAAGAGAAAUUAUUUAUGAUGGUGAAUAUAGAAAUAAUCAAAAGAUUGGGAAAUGGGAGAUCUUUUCUAAAUUAGGUGCUAAUGAAACCUUUAAGCUUGUGUAUGCAAUUGUACAGAUAAUUUUAGGGGAGGAGGAACAUAUAACUAUGAAAAAGGAUAAGGAUCGGUUAAGAAUGGAAAAUGGACAGAGUUGAAUGAUAAAUUUAGAAGUGUAUGUUAAAUCACAUAUAAUGGGGAAUAUAGAAAUAAUAAUAAAAUUGGAAGAUGGGAUACAUUUUAUUGUGAUUAUGAAAAAAAUAUAAAAAUGUAAAAUUUCUUAAAUUAUCCAAUCUAGUGGCGGAGGGUCCUAUUGCGAUACAAAUUUUAGCAAGAUUGGAAGUUGGAUAGAAUUAAGUGAGGAUUUUAGGGAUAUUUCAUAAGUAACAUAUUGCGGGAAUUAUCAAAAUAAUAAUAAAGUUGGGAGAUGGGAUAUUUUUUAUAAUAAUUGCUAUGAAAACAUAAAAGAUUAAAUGUAAUUAUUAUGAAGUUAAUCAUAGUGGUGGAGGAUCAUAUUUAGAAGUGAAAGGACUAGACUCAACCAAGAAUGGGAAAUGGAUUGAAAUAAGUCCAAGUUUCAAUUUUUAUAAAUAAGCCAUUGUUUAGGGUGAAUAUAAUAAUGGUUAAAAAAUUGGUUAGUGGGAAAAAUUCUUGAAACUUAAUAACAUCUUUCAAUUGUGGUAUCAUGAUAUAUCUAUCGAAUUUUCUUAGUGGAUGUGCAAAUUUUGAUUUACAAGGCACAAAGAUAUACAAGAGUGAUAAGUAUAUUUUAAUAAACAUAUUUAAAGAAAUUCUCCCUUUAUUUUUUCAGGAGAAUUUAGAAAUAGAAAAAAAGUAGGCAGAUGGGAUACUUUUUAUAGAUAAUAUACAUAGAACCCUUAUUUAUUAAUGUAAAAUUAUUGUCAAUAAAUUUACUAGAGGUGGAGGAGAAUACUAAGAGGUAGAUGAGGAUAAUUCUAGAAAGAUUGGAAUGUGGGCUGAGUUGAAUGAAGGGUUUUAUGGUUAGGCAUAAGUCAUUUAUAAUGGCGAAUACAAAAAUGGAAAUAAAAUAGGCAUAUGGGUCAUAUCAUAUAGGAAGAAUGAAGUAGAAAAAUUCAAAUAGAUGUAAGCACUAAAGAUAUAUAAUUAAGUGGUGGAGGAAUGUAUGUUGAGAUGGAAAAACUAGGGUCAGUUAAAUUUGGAAAUUGGAUUGAUUUGAGUGAAAGAUUUUAUAAUGGAUCGUAAGUAAUUUAUAAAGGUGAUUAUCUUGAUGGCAACAAAAUUGGAAGAUGGAAUUCAUUAUAUAGAAGGGAUGAAUAAGAUAAAUUUGAGAUGAUGUAUUCAAUAAAUAUAUUAAGUUUAGCGGAGGUGGUCAAUAUGAUGUAAUCAAAGAAAUAGGUUCAAUUAAAAUUGGAAGCUGGAUUGAACUUAGUGAUGGAUUUUUUUGCGAGGCACAGUUAAUUUAUAGUGGUGAAUAUGAAAACAACAAUAAAAUUGGUAGAUGGGAUAUAAGCUAUCGGAUGAAUGGGUUGAAAUUUGAAAAGAUGUAAGUAAAAAUUAACGAACUUUAGUGGUGGAGGAUCAUAUUCUCUAGCUUAGGGAUUACAUUCAAUUAAGAUAGGGAAAUGGAUUGAGUUGAGUGAUGGUUUUUUCAGUAAAUCUUAAGUUCUUUUAGAAGGAAACUAUGUUAAUGGUAAUAAGUUUGGCAAAUGGAAUAUUUUGUUCAGGAAAGAAAUUAAAGAGCAAUUUCAUUUAAUGUAAGCAAAUUAAUAUUAACUUUUAGUGGUGGAGGUUCAUUUGAUUUAAUAGAAGAAUUAGGUUCAAUUAAGGAUGGAAAAUGGGUUGAAUUAUCUGAUAACUACGGCAACGGAAUUGGAUUAUCUGAGGUGAUAUAAGUUGGUUAAUAUAGAAAUGGCUAAAAAGUAGGAGUUUGGGUGGGAAAAUGA
Paramecium octaurelia is the source of this 3120-nucleotide messenger RNA. The record is from the annotation of a GenBank genome assembly. NCBI's taxonomy places the organism in Eukaryota, Ciliophora, Oligohymenophorea, Peniculida, Parameciidae.